AUGGUAACCCUAUCUGGACUCCUGGUGUUCGCGAUGGUGAUCAUUUCUGUUCAUGGAGUUGAUGUCGGGUAUGAUGGCACAUGUGUCGUCAAUACUGAUGACUGUACCGUACCAGGGACCGCUUGUAUCGCGGAAUCUGGAGGGGGCCAAACUAAGUGCCUUUGUGACGGUAACUGGGAAAAAGUAGCAGAUCAAAAUAAAUGCCAGUGUAAAUCGGAUUUCAUUCUGAAUGAAGCAGAAAAUGGAUGUCUAAGCAGUGACACAGACUCGUGUGCGUCAACAAAUGCAGACAAGUGUGUAUUGAAUGCCGAAUGUACGGCCGACACCUGUACAUGUAAAUCGGGUUAUACGGCAACAGAAAAGCUCUGCAUUGGAGACCUAGGCGUAGCAUGUGCUAGCAACGCCGAAUGUGGAAGUGGAGUUUGUGAUUCCACCAGAACAACGAGCAUUUGCGCUAUCGGUGUCACAGACGAAUGUACUGAGUCCAACGCAGAUAAGUGUGUAUUGAAUGCCGAAUGUACGAGCAGCAGCGACACCUGUUCUUGUGAAUCGGGUUAUACGGCAGUAGGCAAACUCUGCACUGGAGCGCCAGGAUAUGCAUGUGAAGCAUCUAGCGGCUGUGCUGGAAAUGACAUUUGCGACACAAAUGCCAACUCUGUGACGUGUGCUUUAGCUAACGGGGAUGCCUGUGAUGCCGAUGAUUCUAAGUGUAUGACACACUCAGAGUGUACCGAGGAAACUUGCACGUGUUCCAACGGAGACGCUGAUGAAACCACAGAGCUGUGUCCAGCACCUAACAGCGACAAAGGAAUCGGAGAGGCGUGCACUGCGGCUGAUAAUGUUUGCACUACUCUGGGCUCGGCGUGUGUUGCUGACGGCGGGAGUACAAGUACAACAAAGUGUCUCUGUGCUGAUGACUAUGUGGCUAAUACAGAUAAUAGCGGUUGUCUCAAAAACUUGGGCACAUCAUGCGGGUCAACAACUGUGUGUGCCGAUGGUGGCGUUUGUGAUAUCAACUCUGACUAUCCAACAUGUGCUAUGGGGAAUGGUGGAACAUGCGAUGCCGACUCGAAGUGUGUAGCCAACUCAAAGUGUACAGAGACAAAAUGUACCUGCACUAACGGAGAGGCCGAUGAAACAACGAAACUGUGUCCAUCUCGAAGUGGCGGUUUACGAGAAUCGUUUUCGAUACUUGUAGUGACGCUGUGCCUCUGGUUGAGCCUGUUCUAA
Mya arenaria is the source of this 1230-nucleotide messenger RNA. RefSeq names its product cell death abnormality protein 1-like. NCBI's taxonomy places the organism in Eukaryota, Metazoa, Mollusca, Bivalvia, Myida, Myidae. Bases 1 to 1230 code for a protein of 409 amino acids. The transcript is spliced from 11 exons. The record is from RefSeq and is a predicted model, not a curated record.